Messenger RNA from Ornithodoros turicata, 1479 nucleotides. It is a transcript of the gene Bap55, whose product is annotated as actin-like protein 6A. The record is from RefSeq and is a predicted model, not a curated record. Bases 94 to 1389 code for a protein of 431 amino acids. Gene Ontology annotation, biological process: regulation of transcription by RNA polymerase II; chromatin remodeling; nervous system development. The transcript has 13 exons. Gene Ontology annotation, molecular function: chromatin binding. Gene Ontology annotation, cellular component: NuA4 histone acetyltransferase complex; SWI/SNF complex. NCBI's taxonomy places the organism in Eukaryota, Metazoa, Arthropoda, Arachnida, Ixodida, Argasidae.
UCUUGUGGGACGCACACGAACUAAAAACUUUGUGAGAAAAAACCGACCGGCGUUAGUAGUCAGAUUUUCAGCGCGAAUUGAAUACUCAGCGAGAUGAGUGGCGGAGUAUACGGGGGAGAUGAGGUGGGAGCCCUUGUGUUCGACAUGGGACACUACUCUGUGCGUGCCGGCUAUGCAGGAGAAGAUUCACCCAAGGCAGAGAUUCCAAGCUCUGUUGGUUUGAUAGAAGAAUUAAUAGGGGAAAUGGGUGAAAUGGACGCAAAAGAGGGUGUACCACAGGGCCCUCCCACACAGAAGAAGUACUUCAUAGACACUACAAGCAUUCACGUCGCACGAGCAAAUAUGGACAUGGUCUCUUUUCUCAAAGAUGGCAUGAUUGAAGAUUGGGACCUGUUUGAGAAAAUGAUGGACUAUGCCUACAGUCGCCACAUUAAAUCAGACUCCCACCUUCAUCCAGUACUCAUUUCUGAAGCAUCAUGGAAUGUCCGAACAAAACGGGAGAAAUUGACGGAGCUGGUGUUCGAAAAGUACGGCGUUCCAGCAUUUUUCCUCGUAAAGAAUGCUGUCUUGGCCGCAUUCGCAAACGGACGUUCCACAGGGAUCGUUGUCGACAGUGGAGCAAGUCAGACGUCUGCUGUACCCGUACACGAUGGCUAUGUCCUUACUCAAGCCAUUGUAAAGUCACCUCUGGCGGGUGACUUUGUAACAAUGCAGUGCAAGCAGUACUUGGAAGAACAAGGCAUUGAAAUUGUUCCACCUUAUUUGCUUGCUGGAAAAGAGAUGGUAAAAGAGUGUGAGGCUCCAAAAUGGACGAGAAAAAAUAACCUACCCGAGGUAACCAAGUCCUGGCACAAUUACAUGACCAAGGAAGUGCUGCAAGACUUCCAAAGCUCCGUACUUCAAAUAAUGGAUUCCCCUUACGACAAAGAAUCAGCGGAAAACAUGCCAACAGUACACUAUGAGUUUCCCAACGGCUACAACCAGGACUUUGGUCCAGAACGAUUUCUGAUACCGGAAUCGUUAUUCGAUCCGUCAACGAUAAAAAGUGCGCCUGGCACAACCAUGAUAGGAGCAGCACAAGUUGUCACGACUAGCGUUGGAAUGUGUGACAUCGACAUUCGACCUAGUCUGUAUGGCAGUGUCACAAUCACUGGAGGGAACACGCUGCUUCAGGGUUUUACGGAACGGCUCAACAGAGAUCUGUCUUCAAAAACUCCGCCGAGCAUGAGGUUGAAGAUAAUCAGCACAAGCAGUACAGCUGAAAGAAGGUUUGGAGCGUGGAUUGGAGGCUCUAUACUAGCAUCAUUGGGAACCUUCCAGCAGAUGUGGAUCUCGAAGCAAGAGUACGAAGAAGGUGGAAAAUCUCAAGUCGACAGGAAGUGUCCCUGAGCAAAGCCCGUGGAUUGUCUCGCCGUGAGACUCAGCUUUUAUUUGUACAUAAUAUAGCGCGUCCCUUCUUAAUAAAGCCGCGGUGUUACA